GUUACAGGCCUUCUUCCGUUGCUAAAGUCUAUUCACCGCCCGACCGAGCUUAGGAAAUAUGCAGGCGAGACUUUCGGUAUCGACGGCUAUGGCUGGCUGCAUCGGGGCGCCAUCGCCUGCGCCUUGGAACUGGCCCAGGAUAAACCGACCCGGAAAUAUGUCGACUUUGCUAUGCACCGUGUCAGAAUGUUCAAGCACUUUGGUGUGACCCCGUACCUUGUCUUCGACGGUGACUACCUUCCGAGCAAGGCCAAGACUGAGGAGUCCCGCGAGUCACGCCGGGAGUCAAGCAGGGCCAUCGGCUUGGGACUCUUAAAGGCCGGGAAAUCAGCACAAGCACACCUUGAGCUGCAAAAGGCCAUCGAUGUUACGCCAGAAAUGACCCGCCAACUAAUCGAGGAACUGAAGAAAGCCUCAAUCCCAUACGUGGUUGCGCCGUACGAGGCAGAUGCUCAACUGGUCUACCUCGAACGCCACGGUCAUAUCAGUGGCAUUGUAUCCGAAGACUCGGAUCUUCUCGUUUUUGGCGCCAAGAGACUCCUGACAAAACUGGACCAGCACGGUCAGUGCAUCGAGAUCAACCGAAGGGAUUUUUUGUUAGUUCGCGAAAUAUCUCUCACUGGGUGGACCGAACACGAGUUUCGACAUAUGGCCAUUCUCAGCGGUUGCGACUACCUGGCAGGAAUCAACAAUAUGGGGCUCAAAACGGCAUAUCGGAUGAUUCGCAAAUACAAAACCCCUGAGCGAGUGAUCAAAAUGAUACAGUUCGACAGCAAACACCGCAUUCCUGAAAACUACCUUGCAGAUUUCAAGCACGCGGAGUUUACGUUCCUGUAUCAACGCGUCUUUUGCCCCCAGAAAAGGGAUAUAGUGUGCUUGACUGAGCCCGAACCUUCGGUGGAUGUCACCAAGAUGCCUUUUAUCGGGGCUCCGGUCGAGACAGAGCUGGCGCGAGCAAUAGCCGUGGGGGAUGUCAAUCCUAUAACCAAAAAGCGCAUCUUGGUUCCAACUUCGCCAUCAAAGAGGAGGAUCAGCCAGACUUUCCCUUCUGCUGCCGACACAAGUAGCAGACGUUUAGGGAAGCCUAUUAACGAAUACUUUGUGGGAGGUCGCCGAAUUCCUCUUGGGGAGAUGGAUCCGAACUGCUUUUCGAAUGAACCUCCACGAAAUAAUGGCGUACUUGAAGCCGUGCCCCGGCCUCUGGUGUUUCCCCUACCAAGGCCGUAUGUGGACAGCACAGAACCGAUGAUGAGCACUGCUCGUCGAUACAAUUCUGCUUCAUCGCGACGGAAAACGGAACCUGUAUCAAAGUUUCUUGGCCUUGACAGUGAUCUCCUCCCAUCAAACCGUCGGCGAACAGCUGGGCCUGUGGUUGAGGUGUUUCAGGAUGCCAGCUCUUCUACGCGACCGCCAAAGAAAGCGAGAUUGUGUGAAGACUUGUCAACGGCUAGCAUUGCGGACCAAACUGCAGAGAGAAGCAAAUUCUUCGCUGCUGGCAAAAAGAAGGCAACUCGCGAAAAGAAGACGCCUGCAAACGAAAAAACAGAUCAGAUCCUCAUGUCUGACGACUCCAUCACCGAGGCUUUGUGGAGCCUACCGGAUUUGAAUUGCCUGGACUCUCAAGGAAAGGCCCCUCGGGGCACUAACGAGGCUCAGCUGUUUGAAGAAGGGCUCGCCCAAAAAUGCACAGGGAACAUUACCAACGUGGAGGGCGAAGUUGAUGGCAAGGCUGAUAUCGAAGAUGUCGAAGUCCCCGCAUCAUCUCCCCGAGGACGGUUCAGCGAAGAGGGCGCUCAUUGCGAAUCCAUUUCCGACACGCCUCCUCAAGGACGGUUGCAGCAAUUUUGUUACAGCUCAGUGCGUCCAAACACCCGAAUCGUUCAUGGGUUACCGACGCCUUCGUCGAGCACACAGACGACGGCGAGUCCGAUGAGCACCCCUCCAAAGCAUACAGUAACCUCAUUUCUGACGCCAUUACAACGUAUUGGAGCCCAGGCACUUCAGCGGGGCAAGCCUCGGUCGAUGUCAUCGGCGUCUCGGAAAAUGAAAUCCCCCAAGGCCCGGGAGUCGUUCGAUUCAUUGCCAGUGAAUCCAGCAUUCAUUCCGCUGCCGAAAGUAGAUAUCGAAGAAGUCAAGGCACUUAACCGGCCUUUGGGGAGUGAGGACCAGAUUAUCCCUGAUAGUGACGAGGAGAAUGAUCCAGACGCCUGCGAGGACGUGGCCGGUGACAGGCUAGCCUCUAACAAGCGAUUGAAUCUUUCGCGGUUUUUGUACGCCUGA
Molecule: messenger RNA, 2280 nt
Organism: Lasiosphaeria miniovina
Lineage: Eukaryota; Fungi; Ascomycota; Sordariomycetes; Sordariales; Lasiosphaeriaceae
Exons: 2
Biological process (GO): DNA recombination; mismatch repair; DNA double-strand break processing
Cellular component (GO): nucleus
Molecular function (GO): 5'-flap endonuclease activity; metal ion binding; 5'-3' DNA exonuclease activity
Source: RefSeq, a predicted model, not a curated record